Molecule: messenger RNA, 4812 nt
Organism: Priceomyces carsonii
Lineage: Eukaryota; Fungi; Ascomycota; Pichiomycetes; Serinales; Debaryomycetaceae
Product: ubiquitin-protein ligase
Exons: 1
Coding region: 1-4812 (1603 amino acids)
Biological process (GO): rescue of stalled cytosolic ribosome; ribosome-associated ubiquitin-dependent protein catabolic process
Cellular component (GO): RQC complex; cytosol
Molecular function (GO): ubiquitin protein ligase activity; zinc ion binding; ribosomal large subunit binding
Source: RefSeq, a predicted model, not a curated record
AUGGGUCCUAAAGAAUUUCCUGAAAUCAUAUCAAAUGGUGAUUUUGACUUGGGAUAUAAUGGCGUUGUCAUAUCAUUAAAUUAUUUCAGCGGAUUACCCGAUCCGUCAGCCAUCCUGGAUCCAAACAUUGGGAUUAUAUUCAAGUCAUUGCUAAAAAAAGACUCAAUUACAAAAGAGAAAUGGCUUGGAGAAUUUACGCAGAAACUCCUGAAUGAGAGUGAAGUCACAAAUGAUGAAAAUGUCUUAUUGUCGUGGAUUCAGAUGUAUCCGAAGCUUGCAAUUGAUGAAUCAAGAAAUGUGAGAGCUUUAGCGCACCAAGUUCAAGCAUUGUUGCUUAUAAGCGUAGGAGGCAAAGAUUUCAGCAAAUAUUUAAAGAGCUGUCUUCCAAUAUGGCUUCAAGGGCAGUACGAUAGUGACAAGCUAGUUGCUUCAGCUUGUCGGAAAGCUUUGUUACUGUGUUUUCAAGAUAGUCAAGAGAAAGUAGACUUAAAAAUCUGGGUUGUUUUCUACGAACAAAUAGUCAAAUACAUUGUUGCUACUAUUUGCUUCGAAACUCCGGAAUCUUUAUCAGAUAAGCGCUAUGUUUCGAGCUCAGAUUUGGUAUCAAAGUACCAAAGAGUGUUGAAUGGUAGUAUUCAAAUGCUUAUAAAACUUAUUGGCUUAAUAAAUAAUGGAGAGAUUCAAAUUAAAAGUGGGGAUACUAAUAUAAAACUUCUUGAAGCAUCCCUAUUUACAGAUAGCUUGUGGGAUUAUCUUGGCACUUCAUUAGAUAAAGACAAUUUGAACCUUGCAUUCUUCAAAACCUUCAUGACACUUUUGAAGUGUAUUUUUUCAGAUCACAACCAGCAAGCUACAAUAUUCAUAAAUAAUUUGACAGAUCCUUAUGGUGUUUAUAAACUAAUAGGGAAGAAAUUUAUAAAGAACGUUAAACUAAAGUCAAACUUAAAGGCACCUGCAAAUGAUUUGAUAUAUGCUCCUAUAAUACUACCACUCUGGGAGACUUUGAUAGCUUUGACAAGAUUUCCCUUGCUAGAAGGAAAGGUAACGGCUAUAAAGAAGAACUUUUGGGUCAUUGGUGGAUCAAAGAGUUUUUCUAGACUCAUAGACUAUCUUCAGCUUGGAAACUGCCGUCUGGGACCACAAUAUUAUAAUACACUUUCUAAUUUUUUCAAAAUAUUUUCCAAGGUACAAUCGAAUGAUGCUAGUGAUGCCAAGAUUAUAUCUUUUGACAGCGGAGAUGAUGCUAAGUAUCUUUUCAAAAAGGUUUUGAUUCCUCAGUUUACAGGGUUGCCGAAUUUCGAGUAUCGUAACUCUGCUUUAAAGUGGUUUUUCGACGUCUAUGAUUUAUUUCUUUCAAAUGAGACUCCAAAGCUAGAUGAUAUUGUACGUCCUUCUCUUCUGAUCCUUUUCGAUACCUUAUCGAAACCUGGAAUACGUCUCAACGAAAUAAAUAAUAAGAAAUCUUCUAUGACUAAUUUUGGAAUAUUUUUACUGAAUCACAAAUCAUUGGAAGAAUCGUUUUUUAAGAAAAUGGAUGGUCAAAUUAUAACUUUCGUGUUUGCGGAAGAUGGGACACUGUUUCAUGACGAGAAUCUCACUUUUAAAUCACCAAUACUUGACAUUUUAGAGUCUUAUAUUAUGUUGAUAACUAGUACUAAAGAAGCUGAAGCCGUAUCGUUCGCAAAGACAAUAUUGGAAAAAGCUUCAGAAGAGUUCGUACCAGAGGAUGCCACUACGUUGUUUCAAUUAAUUUUACUAUUUCUUAACUAUAUGAAGUUGGAGAAGGACGACAUUGAACCGUUCAUGGAAACUGUUCCCUCAUAUAUUGAGCCAAAUUUUGUACAGCUACCUUUGGACCUUUUAAAACGAGCUCUAGAGCUAGAUCUUGUAAAAGAUGCAAACGUUUCACCUCUUAUCAAUGACUACUUUUUCAAGCUAUCUUCUAUUGGAGAAUCCCAAGCUCUAAAGCUUCUUCCUUGCUUGAAAGGUAAAAUCGAUAUUAGUGAGCAUAAUUAUGGUAUGGUCUAUAAUUUAUUAAAGGAAAUAUCUAACAAAAAGCAAUUGAAGCAAGAAGAGUUGGAUGCUGUGUUAAAAUUUGGACAUUCGCAUGAGAUAUUGAGGAACUUAUUAAGUAACGCUACUCAAGAUGAAUCUCUGGCAUUGUCUUUUAUCAAAAAUGUAACUAUAAAUAAUGUUCGAGUUUACGACGAUAGUCUUGACGGUUCAUUCAGAGCUUUAUUACCAACAAUAUGGCGGAAUAUUAAAGAUGAGUACUGUCAAAGAUUUUUAGAUCUUCAAGGCGUCUCUAGUAACUUGAUAAAAGAUAGCCUUUUCGAUUAUGUUUCUGAAUGUUCUAUUAAAACAAACUUUGAUUCAUUAGUUACUUUUUUAAAUGACGAUGACAUUCCUUUCGCUGAAAUCCAAGAACGGGCACAGAAUGCCUUUCAUCACAUAAACGCUAAUUUGUUGGUGAUGGGAAACCCUUUGGAGCAUAACUUGUAUUUGUCUAAUUUUGAAUCUUCGGAUUUAUUGGAUCCAAAAAUAAUUGUUUUUGGUAAAUUUUUAUCUUCGAUAGAAAAAGUGCAAGGUGACUCUUCUUUUAAAGCAAAUUAUAGCAUUUUGUGCGCUAUGAUUGGUGAAUAUAUAUCAGACUUCUUGUUUUUGGAAUAUUCGAAGGAUAUUGGAGAAGGAUCGAAUAGGGAAGAUGAGACGAUGGCCAUAAGAGAUUGUUUAAUCUCAAGGUUUAUGAUAAUUUAUGAUGAAAUUGAGGUUUCCUCCUUGUUGCCAAUAAUAAACGGAAGCCAGACGUCAGAAGUCUCAUUAGGAAUAGAGAUUUUUAAGAUUUUGGAUACCAAAAUUGUUACAAAACAAGAAGAUAACUUCUAUGCUGCGAGAUUGUACAAGUUAGUACUUGAUAACUUGAUUGGAAAAAUUUUUGGGGGGUCGACAGACAUUGAUAUUGAUUUCAAUAAGCUUCUUAGUUGUCCUUUAAAGCUUUCAAUUAUUUCUCAAAGUUUUCCUGGAUUGGCUUCUAAUCCGAAACUCGAUAGAAUCAAAAAUUAUGUCUUUGCUGAGAUCCUUGGAACAAGAACUGAUAGCCAAAUUCUUGAAAAGGGUACCGAAUACUUGGCUCUUGGAAUUAACUUUGUUGAUCUUCAUAAGCUGAUUUCUUUUGUUCCUCAGCAUAGACUUGCCAUGGUCUUAAAUCAGAUAUCUGGCUGGUUGGAAUCCAGUGUCUCAUAUGACGAGCCAUUUAUAGUAAUCAGGACUUUAUUAGCAAAAUUUUUAGGCACGAUACUUUCAGGAUCUGAUAUUCCUUCAGAUAAAGCGAUAGAACUCUCUAUCAAACUAGUAAUAGAUAAUUUUAAUGUCACUGAGGUUGAAACAAAGCACCUUGAGUUGCGAUACUUCACUCUUAAAUUGACAAAUUAUCUUAUAAAAUUUUCAACUGAUUCUCCAAUUGAGGCUUUCAUGACUGAUGCCAGCCAAAUAUACGAGUCUCUUUUGAACACUUUUUUCAAUCGUGAUUGUUUAGCGCAAGAUUCGAAAGCUUUGAAUCAGCCCGUAUUCCUUGUUUACGAUAUGUUCAGAAGAAUUUUCAGCUAUAUAAAAACUUUCGAAGUUGGCUUCCAGUUAAGGAAGAAUGAGUUAUAUCAACUACUAGAAACCGGUAAUUGCAUUUUGUUGCAGAGAAUUGCGGCGAUGAUUCUUCAUGAGUUGAUACAGCAUGAUCAACAAGAGCUUGCUAUUGAAUAUCAGUUGCAGAAAUCAAAGUUAGACAAGGCUGAGGAAGAGGAAGAAGUUGAAAAUAAUAAAGCAAGAUUACUGGAUACUUUGAUCGGCAUGAUACAUGAUGGUAUCGAUGAUAUAGAAAUUGAUUCCUAUCAAGCGGUAGCUAAAUAUGUAUGGGGCUGGUAUUUAAUUUUUGAUCACUUUCAUGACAUUACCUACUCAAUGCGUAAUGAAUAUGUGAAUCAAUUGAAAAACAACGGACUUGUCAAUGACUUGUUAACAACUAUAUUUGCUGAGACAGAUAUCACGAAUAAGACGUUUUUGAACAAACUUAUUAUGAAAGAUGAAUCAGAAAAAGACGUUAAUUUGAAUAAAAUACAGUAUUAUGAUAUAAAAGAAGGUUUUCCAGGAGAUGGGUUUUCUUUUGAAUCUAAUUUCCUUCUAGUCCAUUUAUAUUACUUGUCAUUUGAAUUUUUGGGAUCUUGUGUUCAAGAAUGGUACAAAGGUAUUCGUGAUCUUCAGUUGAAACAAAGAGUAGAGAAAUUUUCGAUCAAGUAUGUGUCACCUAUCAUAAUAACAAAGCUUUUAGAAGAUGUUGCGACUUCGAAAGAGAAGUUACUAGGGAAGGAUGAAAAUUUAAAGCUAAAAAUUAACCCCAUAUCAAAUGAAGUGAGAUCUGUUUAUGUUAUAGAUGAGCAAACGAUGGAAAUGGUUAUAAAAAUUCCCUCGUCGUAUCCUUUGCUCAGUGUCACAGUAGAGGGUCCAUUGAGAUUAGGUGUCAAAGAAAAUCAAUGGAAAGCUUGGCUACUUGCAUCUCAGAAAAUUAUAUCUUUGACCAACGGUUCGAUUAUGGAAGCGAUUGAAUUGUUUAAUAGAAACGUGAAUUAUCACUUUUCGGGCUUCGAGGAAUGUGCAAUCUGUUACUCUAUUUUGCACCAGGAUCACUCUCUACCAUCCAAAACCUGUCCAACUUGCCAGAACAAAUUCCAUGCGGCAUGCCUUUACAAAUGGUUUAAGAGUUCUGGAAGUAGCACUUGUCCACUUUGUCGUUCAGAAUUUAACUUUAGAGCCUCUCGAUAA